Messenger RNA from Camponotus floridanus (Florida carpenter ant), 723 nucleotides. RefSeq names its product non-histone chromosomal protein 6-like. The transcript has 4 exons. The coding region runs from base 12 to 611 and encodes 199 amino acids. The record is from RefSeq and is a predicted model, not a curated record. NCBI's taxonomy places the organism in Eukaryota, Metazoa, Arthropoda, Insecta, Hymenoptera, Formicidae. Gene Ontology annotation, biological process: sperm DNA condensation; spermatogenesis.
CUUUCGAAAUCAUGGAAAAUGACAAUAGAAGAGAAGAAAAUAACGAAGUAACAGGAGACAUAGGAAACGACGAAAAUGCAGAACUGCAGGAAAGAGGUUCUGAUAAUCAAUAUCAGCUGGUAUUAAAAUCCCCCAACUAUAAAUCCACGCGAAACGAACAAUAUAACAGAAAGUCAUCUCGCUCGCGAUCGAGAUCGCGUAGCAAGCCUUUGCGGAAGAAGCAAAGGAGAAGCGCGAACGCUUUUCUCAAUUUUAUGCAAGAUUUUAGACAGGAUUAUAAUAAGAUAAAAAGCAAAGAUCUCUUUCGACUCGGAGGACAAAAGUGGCGACAAAUGUCAUCCACAGAGAAGAUGCCUUACAUGGAGGCGGCUAAGCUGGUGCAGAAACAAUCGCAGCAAAAUAAUAAGAGUGAACAAACUACCAAUAAACCCACUGGCAGUGACGUCUCCAAAAAGUCGGACAAUGAGCAGAAAAAAAAAGAACGAGAGAAAAGAAAUGAGAGGAAGCGUUCCAGAAGCAAGACAUACGAUUCUGACGCGGAAUCAGACACUGCAACCUCGGGAACAGGCGCGACUAUGACCAGCGAGGAUAAUUCAGAUCUGAGUUCUUAGAUGUAAAUUAAAUCACGAUAGAAAACAAGAAUGCCAAGAAAUAUGUACACGAAUCAGUUUAGUUUGACGUGUCCUAAAAUUUGAUCGUACUUAAUUCGAAACUUGAAUAAAG